Molecule: messenger RNA, 1563 nt
Organism: Zasmidium cellare ATCC 36951
Lineage: Eukaryota; Fungi; Ascomycota; Dothideomycetes; Mycosphaerellales; Mycosphaerellaceae
Exons: 1
Coding region: 1-1563 (520 amino acids)
Biological process (GO): transmembrane transport
Cellular component (GO): membrane
Molecular function (GO): transmembrane transporter activity
Source: RefSeq, a predicted model, not a curated record
AUGUCGAAAGCCGUUGCGACGACCACAGCCUUGCCGGCUGGCGAAUCAGCCACUCCAAAGCUGCCUGAGAAGUUCGCCGAUGAGAGUUACAAACUCUUCUCCAAGGUCCAGGUCGAUGACCCAUCCCCAACAGAAGCGGUCCGCCUUCGAAACAAAUGUGUCCGAUGGAUCCUGCCAUUCCUUUGCGCCGGUUACCAUCUCAUGUACGUGGACAAGCAGACUCUCGGUAACUCGGCCAUCCUGGGCAUCAUGGAAGAUGCACAUCUCAACAGCACACAGUACAACUGGCUGUCCAGCAUUUUCUAUCUCGGGUAUCUCGUUGCCGAAUGGCCACAGAAUUGGGCACUACAACGGUUUCCUGUCGCUCGCUGGCUAGCUAUCAACCUCAUCGUCUGGGGAGCGAUCCUCCUCCUCCAUAUCCCAUGCGACUCUUUCGCCACUCUCUUCGUCGUCCGCUUCUUGCUGGGUUUGGCAGAAGCGUGCAUUGUGCCGGCAUUCCUGCUCACUCUCAACAUGUUCUUCACAUAUGAUGAACAAGCCGUAUUAAUGCCUUGUAUGUGGGCGAUCGGAAACUCGAGUCCCAUCACAUCGGGUCUCUUGUCGUAUGGAGUCCUCUUCAUCAAGACUGGAAGCUUCAGCCCCUGGAAAUGGUUCAUGGUCAUCACCGGUGUCCUAACAAUCCUUUUUGGGGCUGCUGUCUGGCUUUGGCUUCCCGACAGCCCUAUAAACGCACACUUCCUCUCGCAAGAGGAGCGGGCACAAGCUAUCCUCAGGAUCAAGAGCAACCAUUCCGGCAUUGAGCAGAAGCGUUUUAAGAAGUCUCAGUUUGUGGAAGCUCUCAAAGACUGGAAAACUUGGCUCUUCUUCCUCCACGCUUGGAGUCAGGAGAUGGCCAACGGUUUGACGAAUCAAUACUCUCUAAUCAUCAAGUCCUUCGGCUUUACCACUCUGCAGACGACCUUGCUGGGAUGUGUCAAUGGCGUUACUGCAUUUGUGUCGCUUGCAGCGGCAGCCAUCAUUCUGGCAAAGACAAGGAACUGCCGUGCGUGGCUGUCGGUAGCAGCCUACAUUCCGCCCAUCAUAUCUUGCAUCUUACUGCUCUCUCUGCCGUGGAGCAAUCGCUGGGGCCUCAUCGCAGCCAUCUGGAUUCGCGCCACUGGCGGCAUUCCGUACAGCGUGGUCAUGAUCUGGGCUGCGAACUGCUCAGCCGGGCACACCAAGAAGACCACUGUCAUUGGGCUGUACCACGUUGGGUACGGCUUGGGUAACAUCCUCUCACCCCAGCUCUUCCAGCCCCAGUACAAGCCAAGGUACAUUGUCACCUGGGCGGUCAUUCUCGGUAUUGCUUGUGUGCUUCCUAUGAUCAUAGUGCUAUAUCUGCGAUGGGGCUUGCAGAAGGAGAACAAGCGGCGGGAUGCCCUUGCUGCGCAGGGUCUGAUCAACGAAGUCGGAGUGAUCAAACACGAUUCCGGAAGUGGCGAUUCGGAUUCGGAAGAAGUUGUCGAUGCCAGGCAGUUGGAUCUGACGGACCGAGAGAACCUGGCAUUCAGAUAUGUUCUGUAA